AGAAACAUAGGUAACUGUGUGUGUGUGAGAGAGAAAAGAGAGAAAAUUUGCUGUCUGACUUGGGGGUCUCUUUGCUUACUUCUUUGCCAUUAUUCUUGACCCACCUUCCUACUCUCCAAAAAUCCAACACCCCAUUAAACCAAAAAAACAUUUUUUUUUUUUAAUAACUUGUAUUACCCUUCUUUUUCACCCUAAUCAAGUGUAUUUUGUUCCUGUUAAAAAAGGGGUCAAAGAUAAAGAACACUAGAAUCUGUUGUGUCUUUGUUCAGAUCCAAGUUAUAAUCUUUUUUCUCCCCUUGUGUCUUACUUGCUGAAUUUGAGGAUAUCGCCAAGCAGCUUUGAUGAUAUCAAGGCUCUGUUGCAGAAGUUUCUCAAGGCAUUUAUAAAAUUUUGAUUUAAAUCUUGAUGGGAACCUCGAGAUUGCAGUAGGUUGAAGCAUUAUACAAUAAUGGGUGGCCUUUGCUCUAGAAGAGCCACCAGUGAGAAUACAACAGGUCGUUCCAUACCACAUGUCAACGGUCACUUCAACUAUGGUGCUGGAACAGUUUAUCAGUCGCAUAGAUUGCCCACACAGGCAAGUAAUGAUUCUGUGCAAUCUCCACCUGGGGAAAACACAGAAAAGCAACCAAGUGAACCAGCAUUCUCUUUUCCGGAGUUGAAUGCAGCUUCUCAUGGGGUUGAUAUGGAUGAUAUCAACAAUGAUGGAAUUCCUCGAUUGUCUAGGGCUUUAUCAAAUAAAACCAGAUCAACAAGGUCAAAGCAAGUCGCCAUGGCAAAGGUUUCAGAAGUGAGUACACUUUUGGGCAGAGCUGGUACAGUGGGGCUUGGCAAGGCGGUAGAUGUGUUGGACACUCUAGGUAGCAGCAUGACAAAUUUAAACCUAAGUGGUGGCUUUGCAUCCAGCAUGGCAACCAAGGGAAAUAAAAUUUCAAUUUUGGCAUUUGAAGUUGCAAAUACAGUUGUCAAGGGUGCCAAUCUUAUGUAUUCCCUUUCAAAAGAGAACAUUAAGCAUUUGAAAGAGGUGGUUCUCCCUUCUGAAGGUGUGCAGCUGUUGAUAUCAAAAGAUAUGGAUGAGCUCUUCAGAAUUGCUGCAGCAGAUAAAAGGGAUGAACUGAAAAUAUUCUCUUGUGAAGUGGUUCGCUUUGGAAAUAGUUGCAAAGAUCCUCAAUGGCACAACUUAGACCGUUACUUUGAGAAGUUGGAAUCAGAAUUGACACCUCAUAAACAAUUAAAAGAAGAAGCCGAGACUGUGAUGCUGCACUUAAUGACCUUGGUACAGUAUACAGCUGAACUUUACCAUGAAUUGCAUGCAUUGGACAGAAUUGAACAAGAUUGUCGACGUAAAGCCCAAGAAGAGGAUACUUCAAAUGCUACUCAGAGAGGAGAUAGUCUUGCAAUUUUGAGAGCAGAGUUGAAAAGUCAAAAGAAACAUGUUAAAAGUCUGCAAAAGAAGUCUCUCUGGUCCAGGAUAUUGGAAGAGGUGAUGGAAAAGCUUGUGGACAUUGUUCACUUCCUCCAUUUGGAGAUCCAUGCUGCAUUUGGCAGCACAGAUGGAGACCGACCAAUAAAAAACAACCAUCAGAGAUUAGGAUCGGCUGGUCUUGCAUUACAUUAUGCGAAUAUCAUUACUCAGAUUGAUACGCUUGUCACUCGAUCAGGUUCGGUGCCCCCAAAUACCAGAGAUGCUUUAUACCAAGGGUUGCCACCAAGCAUUAAGUCAGCUUUACGAUUCAAAUUACAAUCCUUCCAGCUCAAGGAAGAGUUAUCUGUGCAACAAAUCAAGGCUGAAAUGGAGAAAACACUGCAGUGGCUUGUUCCCAUGGCAACCAAUACAACCAAGGCCCACCAUGGCUUUGGAUGGGUUGGAGAAUGGGCAAAUACAGGGAAACCUGCUGGCCAGACUGAUCUACUUCGAAUUGAGACACUCUAUCAUGCCGAUAAGGAGAAAACCGAAGCUUAUAUUCUCGACCUAGUGGUGUGGCUUCAUUAUCUUGUCACUCAGUCAAGAAGUUCUACAAAUGGUGGAAUCAGAUCUCCUGUGAAAUCUCCAUCCUAUUAUGCUAAUCAAAAGAUGAAUCAGUUAACACACAAACCAAGUUCUCCAUCUCCCGCAUUAACAGUUGAAGACCAAGAAAUGCUUCGGGAUGUAAGCAAGAGAAAACUGACUCCUGGAAUUAGCAAAUCUCAAGAGUUUGAUACUGCGAGAACAAGGUUGAGCAAGUUCCACAGGCUGAGCAAGAGUAGUAACCAUUCCCCUAUACGUGAAACCAGGAAGGAUCCCUUUCCCGUCAGGAGACCGUCUUCUGUUCCGGUGAUCGACUUUGACAUUGAUCGGCUCAAAGCUUUGGAUGUCAUCGAUAGAGUGGAUAUGAUUCGAGGUGCAUAAUGGUAAAAUGAUAUAUCUGGGUUGGCAGGUGUCAUUUUUCUGCUGCAUCUGGUAAAUGCAAUGGCUGCCUUUCUGCAUGAGCCGAUCAUCUUCAUCUGCUGCUGUUGUAGUUUGUGUUGGGGAAUCAGAUAUCAGAAAAAGCGUUGAAAAACUGCUAUCUGUUCUGCUGCAAUUUUUCGGGUACAUUUGGGAUACUAUAUAUGAUGAGAGAGUGAUUUUUCGUCUCUUUUCUUUUUCGCUUCCUAGAAAGAAAAGCUGGUAUCUAUGCCUGGUUGAGUUGUCUGGUAUCUUGAAACCUGUUUGCAAGAGCUGGUGGAUAGGUUUGAUAGAGGAGCUUUUUAGGGGAGUGAAUUAAUGUGAUUCCAACAAUUCCAUCAUCAUAUGUACAUACUGUUCUAUUGUAUUUAACCUUAAUAAUCAAAAGCUUGUUUUGUUCCUUAUCA
Messenger RNA from Lycium ferocissimum, 2829 nucleotides. Its product is annotated as protein PSK SIMULATOR 1-like. Gene Ontology annotation, biological process: positive regulation of growth. The record is from RefSeq and is a predicted model, not a curated record. NCBI's taxonomy places the organism in Eukaryota, Viridiplantae, Streptophyta, Magnoliopsida, Solanales, Solanaceae. The coding region runs from base 449 to 2386 and encodes 645 amino acids. The transcript is spliced from 13 exons.